AUGUACAAACCUCAGGCGAACGUCAGUCAGUUUCCAGAUAAUGUCAGUCACGUGUCAUCACAGAUGUCUGCAAUACUGACGUCAGACGCAUUCGACGGAAUGUCCAACAGGGACUUAGUCAGUCUGCGAUCGCCGAACGAUUCGAAAUGCAAUCUGUUUAAUGAAAACGACACAUCAGAGACGAACAGCUUCGGAACGGCGGCGGCGGCCAGCGGCUGUUCGGACAUCGCCCAACCGAGGCUGCCAUCGCCUGGCAACGAACGCUAUCAGACGAUGCUUAAAGAGGCAUUUAGUACGAUUAAACCUCGAUUUUGCACCGGCGGGGGCCAUGAUUCAGGUGUGGACACGAAUUUCAGUUUCUCCGAAAGGUCAACGUUGAGCACCGACCAGCGACCAGUGAUUGUGUCUCAUGACCUGUCUGAUCGAAAGACUGCAGGCCCAGUCGAAUGGUUGGAUAUUUCCGGCUUUUCGACGGUCAGCGAAGAAAACGGCAGUGUUGCCGACAGCGAGUCGACGCGCUUGGUCAAGGUCGACAGGAACCAGCCGUUGUCGUUUACACAGGCCAUUCGACUGCACGACUCGCUGACCGCCGUCUCUGACAAGAAAAUCAACAACAGACUGACGACGACUGCACGCAUGGCGACAAAAUCCAGGGAUAACAAGCCGAUCCAGGUGUAA
This is a messenger RNA of Soboliphyme baturini, 678 nucleotides long. The record is from the annotation of a GenBank genome assembly. NCBI's taxonomy places the organism in Eukaryota, Metazoa, Nematoda, Enoplea, Dioctophymatida, Soboliphymatidae.